Dioscorea cayenensis subsp. rotundata (Guinea yam) is the source of this 829-nucleotide messenger RNA. RefSeq names its product E3 ubiquitin-protein ligase ATL4-like. Bases 132 to 665 code for a protein of 177 amino acids. The record is from RefSeq and is a predicted model, not a curated record. The transcript has a single exon. Gene Ontology annotation, molecular function: ubiquitin protein ligase activity. Gene Ontology annotation, biological process: protein ubiquitination. Lineage: Eukaryota; Viridiplantae; Streptophyta; Magnoliopsida; Dioscoreales; Dioscoreaceae.
GCAAAUAAAAGCCACCCUUGUAUCUCUAUAAAUACCAAUCCAUCAACAACCUCCUUCUUCCCAAAGAGAAAAGAAAGAAAAAUCUUCUAUUAUUAUUAUUUUUUUUUUUAAAAAAAAUAAAGCUCUACAAAAUGAGUUCAUACUGCUACCACAUAGUUCUGCCAAAACCUCUCUUUCUUUUUGUGAGAACAGUUGACACCAUCUGGGUCUCCAUCUGUAAAUUUCUCUUCAUUCUUGGCCUCACUUCAUCUUCUCCAAAUCAUUCUCUUCUUGCACCUUCUUGGGAUCAUGUUUAUCUCAUCCCUUCUACAGACCUCACACCUUCUUCUUCUUCUUCUUCUUCUUCUUGUUUAUCCUCCAUUUCCAUCCUCUCUCAUCUCCCUAUUGUUUCAUUUUCAAGUCACAAAGAACAUCAAGAAGAAGGAGAAGAAGAGGACAAUUUGUGUGCUGUUUGUCUUGUUGGAUUAGAGGCAAGUGACCAAGUUAGAGAGCUGGGGAACUGCAACCAUGUCUUCCACAAGGACUGCAUAGAUAAGUGGGUGGAAAAUGGCCAUCAGACUUGUCCUUUGUGUAGAUCUGAGCUCCUCUCACAUGGCAACAACAUUACUGAUGGUUUUGGUUUUGCUAAGAGUCCUUUACUUGCCAGGCUUCUCAGAAGACUCUAAUCAGAUUCUCAAUCUUUCUGUUUUGUGUUUUAAAAUCUGUAAAAGUUGUAAUUUAGUGCUUCAUUUGUGUUUAUACUUGUGGCUCUGUUUUGCUUCAUCUUUUGGUACAAUUAUUUGAUGGAGCUUGUGAAUAGACAUGUACUGUAAUUUACUAAUUUUAUAUG